Molecule: messenger RNA, 618 nt
Organism: Lathyrus sativus (Indian pea)
Lineage: Eukaryota; Viridiplantae; Streptophyta; Magnoliopsida; Fabales; Fabaceae
Source: the annotation of a GenBank genome assembly
AUGGCGGUUUCCUUAUCUUCCCUCACAUCUUCCCUCUCUUCCCUCUCUUUUUCUUCCAACAUCUCUCGCAAAUCAACCCCUCUUUCUCUCCCCAGAACCUUCUCCCUCUCUCGCUCUUCCAAAUUCCCCUCCCUAACCGUAUCCGCUUCAUCACUCGCUCCUCCCGCCGAACCGGAAAUUGCUGACCUCAAGGCAUUCGUUAAAUCCAGACUUCCCGGUGGAUUCGCCGCUCAACAUAUCAUCGCUACCGGUCGCCGAAAAACUGCCAUCGCUCGGGUUGUUCUCAAGGAAGGAACCGGCAGAUUCGUCGUCAAUUACCGCGACGCCACGGAAUAUUUUCAAGGAAAUCCAUUAUGGCUUCAAUACAUUAAGGUUCCCCUAGCAAUUUUGGGAUAUGAUACUAGUUAUGAUGUGUUUGUUAAAGCUCAGGGUGGUGGCCUCUCUGGUCAAUCUCAAGCGAUCACCCUUGGCGUUGCUCGUGCAUUGCUGAAGGUUAGUGAAGACUAUAGAGCACCUUUGAGACUAAAAGGGCUUCUCACCAGAGAUCCUAGAGCUGUUGAGAGGAAGAAAGUUGGUCUCAAGAAAGCUCGUAAAGCCCCUCAGUAUUCCAAACGUUGA